Phyllotreta striolata is the source of this 913-nucleotide messenger RNA. NCBI's taxonomy places the organism in Eukaryota, Metazoa, Arthropoda, Insecta, Coleoptera, Chrysomelidae. The record is from the annotation of a GenBank genome assembly.
UGUUGCUGUUGUGAGAUUGCGGCACAGCAAGCGGCAACUGCUACGGCAAUAGAUUAUCGCCAUUUUUAAAAUUUUGGGAUUGAUCUAGUUCGGUGAAACUUCAUAAAAUUUAACUUUUCCUUAAUUUCGGACGCAAAAUCAAAGGGUCUUUCUAAGCAAUCAUGGGAGUGCAAGUUGAAACUACUAAGGCUGGCGAUGGUCAAACUUUCCCUAAGACGGGACAAACAGUCGUCGUUCAUUAUACGGGUACUCUUGAGAACGGGCAGAAGUUCGAUUCAUCUAGAGACAGGGGAAAUCCCUUCAAGUUUCGUAUCGGAAGGGGCGAAGUGAUCAAAGGAUGGGACGAAGGUGUUGCUCAAUUGAGCAUCGGUCAAAGAGCCAAGUUGACUUGUUCUCCGGAUUACGCGUAUGGAUCUAGGGGUCAUCCUGGAGUUAUUCCUCCGAACGCAACACUUAUUUUUGAUGUAGAAUUGUUAGAUAUAGAGAUGUAGAUUGCCUUAGAGAACAAAACCGAUUUUAGACUUUGCAUUUUUAAUGAACAAAUUGUUUUUUAAUAAUAAUACACCGUUGAUAAAAUUGUGUUUGAAAAUGUUUCGUCUAAAACCGCCUGUACCAAUAAUAACCAAUCAAUCAAUAAUAGUUCUCUAUAAUUAUCCAGAAACCAAUUUUUUUUUGUAUUUCUACUUAAUGUAUUAUAAUACAUAAAUUACGUAUUUUUCAUUGAUAUUGGUGACUUAACACAGCUUUUAUGUUUAUUUCAUUGCAUUUAUAGGUGUCGUGAUGUUCUAAUAAAAGAAUUUGAUGUCUUGUUUUUGUUUGUUUUUUGAGAAACACAUUCAAACAAAACUGUUCUUAUCCUUGACACUAAAACAUCUCGUUUUUUAACCCGGAACCACAGAGUAGACAACACUCU